Molecule: messenger RNA, 1443 nt
Organism: Ipomoea triloba (trilobed morning glory)
Lineage: Eukaryota; Viridiplantae; Streptophyta; Magnoliopsida; Solanales; Convolvulaceae
Product: GPN-loop GTPase QQT1
Exons: 10
Coding region: 316-1224 (302 amino acids)
Cellular component (GO): cytoplasm
Molecular function (GO): GTPase activity
Source: RefSeq, a predicted model, not a curated record
UCUGCUAAAAUUCACCGUUGUAUACUUGUAUUCCCUCCCAUUCAUCAAUUUCCCAAAAGAAGCAAAAGGGUUCCUUCCUCCUCCUCCAAAGCCUCUACCAGCUUCGCGAAACUCCGCUGUGCUACCGCCAUCGACGAACCUCCUCCCCAUUGCUGCCGGCGGCGCUAGUCAAUUAUUUAGCCUGAGGAAACAACUGAAAAUUUUAUGUAAGAUAGGUGUUUGAUUACUUUUCACACUCGGCAAAAUUGAAGCGAACACUUAAAGAUCAUAGUUCUCAAGUAUCCGAGAGCAAAAAGGUAAUUCCAUAUAACAGGAAUGGUGUUCGGUCAGAUAGUGAUUGGGCCGCCGGGUUCCGGCAAAACCACUUAUUGCAAUGGCAUGUCUCAGUUCCUCCAACUCAUUGGCCGCAAAGUUGCUGUAAUUAACUUGGAUCCCGCAAAUGAUGCUUUGCCAUACGAGUGUGCUAUUAAUAUCGAGGAUCUAGUUAAACUGAGUGAUGUGAUGGUUGAGCAUUCUCUUGGUCCCAAUGGAGGUCUUGUAUAUUGCAUGGAUUAUCUUGAGAAGAACAUUGACUGGUUAGAAUCCAAGUUGAAACCUCUCCUUAAAGAUCACUACUUCCUCUUUGAUCUCCCGGGUCAGGUGGAGCUAUUUUUCCUUCAUUCAAAUGCCAAAUCAGUGAUCAUGAAACUCAUUAAGAAAUUAAAUCUCAUGUUGACUGCAGUACAUUUAGUUGAUGCACAUCUAUGUAGUGAUCCUGGAAAGUAUGUGAGUGCAUUGCUUUUGUCAUUAUCAACCAUGCUACAUUUGGAAUUACCCCAUGUCAAUGUUCUGUCCAAGAUUGAUCUUAUUGAAAGUUACGGAAAGCUAGCUUUUAAUCUGGACUUCUAUACAGAUGUACAAGAUUUAUCUUACUUGCAGUAUCAUCUUGAUCAGGAUCCACGGUCUUCUAAGUACAGGAAGCUUACAAAGGAGCUCUGCGAGGUGGUAGAAAAUUUUGGACUUGUGAAUUUCACAACAUUGGAUAUUCAGGAUAAGGAGAGCGUUGGAAAUCUCGUCAAAUUGAUUGACAAGAGCAAUGGGUACAUCUUUGCUGGCAUCGAUGCUACUGCAGUCGAAUUCAGCAAAAUCGCAGUCGGUCCUGUUGACUGGGAUUACUAUCGAGUUGCUGCAGUGCAAGAGAAGUACAUGAAGGAUGAUGAAGAUGAUUUUGGCAAGGAUGGCUGAUGACACUAAAGGCUCUUCAGUUUCAAAACUGGGUAUGUUAGAAAACUAUACAUCAUGAUCUUUUCUGACCUUUAGUGGUACUACUUUUGUCAAAUAUUUGUAUCAUUUUGGUGGAUCAUUUGUGGCAUUGGUUGUACAUCAUUACUGAAAUUCAGUGACAUAUGGGUUUGAACUCCCGAUUUCAUGCAUCUUAAGUGACACAUGGGUUCAAGGCUUCAA